UUGCUGUCGGAUGUCACAUACCAACAAUCUGAUGUAGACAGAAAGCUAUAAAAGUGCGGACACAUGUUCGCGCUCAGACCAUGAAGGCGUGCGCUCCAUCGAGGACCAUGAUCUGAUUACAGACCUUCGUUUUACGCACGUUUACGCAAACGCAAUAACAGCCACAUGGUUUUUCCAUUGGAAUCAGAUCAUAUGAUUUAUGGCGAGGAUUACUGAAGCGAAGAUAAAAUGAAAAUAAAUGGCAGUCGCUUGAUGAACAGUUCUUCACUGAGCCCUCACGAGAUCGCUCUGAAUCGCCCACCCUGGGUCGCCACAACUUUGGGCAGCUUUCUGAUCUUCACUAUCGUGGUUGAUAUAUUGGGGAACCUCUUGGUGAUCUUCUCUGUAUACAGAAACAAGAAACUUCGAAACGCAGGGAACUUAUUUGUGGUGAGCCUGGCAGUAGCUGACCUGGUGGUAGCGGUCUAUCCUUAUCCUCUCGUGCUGGUCUCCAUUGUCCAUAAUGGAUGGAAUUUGGGAUUUGUCCACUGCCAGAUCAGUGGAUUCCUGAUGGGACUGAGCGUGAUUGGAUCUAUAUUUAACAUCACUGGCAUUGCCAUCAAUCGCUACUGCUAUAUCUGUCACAGCCUCAAGUAUGACAAGCUAUACAGUGACAAGAACUCGCUUUGCUACAUCCUUCUCAUCUGGAUACUGACAGUGGUCGCUAUAGUGCCAAACUUUUACGUCGGCUCCCUGCAGUACGACCCCAGGGUCUACUCGUGUACGUUUGCGCAGUCGGCCAGCUCAGCGUACACCAUCGCCGUAGUGUUCUUCCAUUUCAUUCUUCCAAUCAUGAUUGUGACGUACUGCUACCUGCGGAUCUGGAUUUUGGUGAUCCAGGUGAGGAGACGCGUCAAACCUGAGUUCCGGCCCAAACUCACGCCACAAGACAUAAGGAACUUCGUUACCAUGUUUGUGGUGUUCGUUCUUUUUGCCGUCUGCUGGGCCCCUCUCAAUUUCAUUGGAUUGGCGGUUGCUAUAAACCCCGGGCGGGUUGCGCCUCUCAUCCCAGAGUGGUUUUUUGUAUUCAGUUAUUUCAUGGCCUAUUUCAACAGCUGCCUUAAUGCUAUAGUCUAUGGACUGCUGAACCAGAACUUCAGAAGAGAGUACAAAAAAAUUAUUAUCUCACUCUGUACUGCAAGGAUGUUCUUUCCAGAGAGUUCAAACGAUGCUGCGGAUCGGAUCAAAAGCAAGCCAUCUCCUUUAAUGACAAACAACAACCAAGUCAAAGUAGAUUCGGUAUGAAAACACCUAAAAGGACACUGUGAACAAAAACCUAAUAAGCAUUUCAGCUGCUUUCAGAACCAAUAUUUAUAACCUACAUACACAUUUAUGUAUUUCUUGUACCUUUUGCUUUUACAAGAAGGUGCAUUGCAAAUAUCUUGCUUGGUCUCAGUGUUUACAAGUUCAUAAUUUUAGGCAUUUUUUUUAUUAUUAUUACUUUAUAUACAGUAGAUCCAUUCAUAUUUUUUCACGACAUCAUAAAAUUAAUGCUACAAAUCAAUGCACACACUGUCGUACAGUAUAUGAAAAACAAUGUGCCAACUGAGCAGAUCAGUAGCCCUUAAUCCUGGUAAGUGCUCAUAAAAAUUAUGAUCAUUAUCACACUGUUUUUAUUUUUAAUUUUUUUUUAAAGUUUAGUUAUUUUCUGAUGUUGUUAAGAAGCCGUCUGCAGCGCAUGCCAAAUAAUGCAUUGGCAAAAUAAUAAUUUAUUUAUUGUACUCAAGUAUGUUUUUUCUAGGUAACCUGGUUUUAAUUGGAAAGACAAAUGAUGAAAACAACAGUAUUUGUCCCAUAUUUGAAAGCAAAUGUCUUUAGGUUCCUAUGACAGAUUUAAAACUGGGUUCAUGUAAAUGUAGGGAAGAAUAGUUACCCAAAGAUGAUCAUUUACACACCCUAUGUCGUUCUGUAUGAUUUUCUGCUGAACACAACAGAAGACAUUUUGAAGAUUGUUUCUGUGCAUACAUUGAAUGUCAGUGGGGUCCUAUUCUCGCAUAGUCAGACUGAAGGUCUGGAAUCCAUGGCAGCUUUCUUUCGCCACCGACAUGUCAAACAACUAAUCACAGUUCGGUUCAUUCAUCGUCACGUUUCGAGGUGUGGAAAUGUCACCACAAUAACAGACCGAUGUGUAAAACUCUCUGACGGAUUCUAUGCAGCCGACUUUCAAUAUUUCACAUACUUUUGAAACUCCAGAGUUAAAUUGAUCCUGAUAAGCACUGGUCAUCACAGUUGUAAACACCACGACUUUCUUCUUUCAUGAGGGGGUUUUGCCGCCACGUCAUCUUUGUUUCCAGGUGGAAUGUUAAAGAACGCAACACACACGUCUCCCGGAAAUCCUGACUACACAGACUUUUAUUGUUUUUUGAAAGGUUUUUAAUAAAAAUUACACAGUUUUAAUGUUUGGGUCAUCUUUCUCUUUAAACGGUCACUACAAAAUUAAUGACAUUAAUGUUCCAAAACAACUUCUUCUUAUUCAUCUGUUACAUCACCUUUUUUAUUUACUUAUUCAUCAGAUUGCAUUGCUAUACUUCUGCAAUGGAGUGCAUUUAAUGAUAAGCAAUACAAGUCUAUUUUUAAACAACUUAGGGUUAAUUCAGGAUAAUUGGGCCAUAUUUCCAAUAACAAAAGUGUCCCAAUUUACCAGAAUUCAGCUCAUCCAUAUUCUGCCAUAGAGAAGAACAAAUUCAAUGUACUACUGUAAACUACCUUUAUAAUGUCAUUUUGUUCAACACAGUACCUUACUUUCUUGUUUACAACAUGAAAACCAACAAAAUAUAACAUAAAUGCUUGUCCAUCCUUGAACAUUUCAAUGUUAAUAAACUAUGCUGAAUGAACUGAAAAGAAAACAAGAUGUAUACAUACUUAAAAGCUGCAGAAGAGGAAACACUGGCACACUGCUUUCCAUUCUUUUAUAAUUUUUGUCAUUUAAUGUUGGUUGAGACUUGAAGGUUCAUUAAAACACCAUUAAACAGUGUUAGGGAGGCAGCGAUGCUACUAACUUAUCAAAAAACAUAUCAUCUGAUAAUACAUAUGAAAAGAUGCUGCCCCCUCAAAUAGCUUAAUGUAGCUACUUUUUGUUUGAAGCUAGUUGUGCAACUAGGUUUUACUUCACACUUCAAGUAUAUUUUUUAAAAACAUCCAAAUUUGCUUCCUCAACACUGACAUUAUGACAGUUAUGAUCUCAUGAAUAUGUGCUAUCAUUCUAAUGGCUUAUCAGGACGUUCAAAGAUUAAAUGCAUAUCCCAGUCCCAGGAAUAAUAAAACCUCAAUGUUUUUGUUGGACACACUCCACGAAGACAGAACAUCCAUUCAUUUCUGAAACAAUCCAACUGUUGGUUUAAAUACACACUGAUGUGCUUCUGUUUGCCGUUAUUCAAGCUUUCCAAAUUCCAGCAUGCCACAUAACGAGCUUUGACAACUCACAUUUUUUAUUUAUUUAUUUUUACCGUAGAAACACUUAUCAUGCACAUUCGCAUACAUAAGCCUGUCACAAUGCGAUUCAUACAGCUCCUUCAAUGCAUGGAGUUUGAGCAGAAUCAUGUGAUGCUAUUUGAGAGCAAACCAGAGACUGUUUGCAUUGACCUGCUUCCGUGCCCACGGAUAGUUAUUUCUGGACAUUUGGCAAAAAGUGUCUUUUAAACGAGAAAGCUUAAGUAAUUACGCUUGUCUCUGCAUGGGCCUGACAAGGGAUCGGCUGCCUUUGAGAACCCCCACCCCCUCUUUUCCCGGGCGACUCAAAUCAGUGUUUU
Molecule: messenger RNA, 3788 nt
Organism: Carassius auratus (goldfish)
Lineage: Eukaryota; Metazoa; Chordata; Actinopteri; Cypriniformes; Cyprinidae
Product: melatonin receptor type 1A-A-like
Exons: 2
Coding region: 229-1284 (351 amino acids)
Biological process (GO): G protein-coupled receptor signaling pathway
Cellular component (GO): plasma membrane
Molecular function (GO): melatonin receptor activity
Source: RefSeq, a predicted model, not a curated record